Spizellomyces punctatus DAOM BR117 is the source of this 1487-nucleotide messenger RNA. RefSeq lists its product as uncharacterized. Gene Ontology annotation, cellular component: endoplasmic reticulum membrane. Gene Ontology annotation, biological process: cellular response to misfolded protein. The transcript is spliced from 6 exons. Lineage: Eukaryota; Fungi; Chytridiomycota; Chytridiomycetes; Spizellomycetales; Spizellomycetaceae. The record is from RefSeq and is a predicted model, not a curated record. Gene Ontology annotation, molecular function: Hsp70 protein binding. Bases 75 to 1292 code for a protein of 405 amino acids.
GGAUUGAACGACGUUUGCAGCGAUCGCGAACCGGCCCAGAUUUUGAGGUUCAUCCCAAUCGGGUUUCACAAACAAUGUCUAUGAACAAAGACGAGGCUUUACGUUGCCUGCAAAUCUCAAAAGACAAGUUCCAGAGCGGCAACACAGACGCGGCGUUGAAAUUUGCAAACAAGAGUAUAGCACUCUGCGAGACUGCGGAAGGCAUUGACUGGUUGGCAUUUCUCAAAAAGCACGCACACGCCUCCUCAGCAACAUCCUCCUCCACUUCUUCCAGCGCACGACCUUCGGCAGCGACAAGCCGGAAACGCGCAACUUCAUUGGCAUCUGCAAACAGUGCUGACAGCGAAGACGCUGGUCCGUCUCGUCCCUUUACACCGGAUCAGGUUGAGGGUAUAAAGCGAAUCAAAGCUUGUAAAGCCAAAGGCGACUUGUACGCUAUCUUGGGACUGGAGAAAGGAUGCGCAGAAAUUGAAAUCAAGAAGGCGUAUCGAAAGUUGGCUUUGCAAUUCCAUCCUGAUAAAUGUGGAGCACCAGGGACAGACGAUGCUUUUAAAGCAAUCGGACACGCCUUUGCGGUUCUGGGGGAUACCGAUAAGCGUGCAAAGUAUGAUCGAUUUGGAGUAGAUUCUGAAACUUCACGGGGAGGCGGUGGUGGCGGCGGGUUUGGCGGGCAAGGAUUUGGCGGAUCACCAUUUGAAAGUGAGAUCAGUCCGGAGGAUUUGUUCAAUAUGUUUUUCGGGGACAUGGGGGGCAUGGGAGGGUCAGGAAUUCGCAUGCACAGUUUUACUACAGGCCCUGGAUUCCGUACGCAAUCAUUCCGGCGUAACCCGCACGCACAUCAACAUCAUCCUACAGCUGGCCAGGCCCAAGUUCUGCAAUUCUUCCAUCUCCUCCCUGUCAUUGUAUUGUUCGUUUUCCCAUUACUAUCGGCUCUGUUCUCGGGCCUCCUCCCUGGAGGAGAUCCAGAACCGAAUUUUUCUUUCGCAACCUCCCCACAGUACAAUCUUCGCCGGGCCACCGAGUCACGGAGCGUCCCAUACUUUGUUAACGCAAAAGCAUGGAACAGAUGGGAUGGCUCAAAAGCUAGGCAUGACAAGUUGCAGAAGUACGAGCAGGAUGUUGAAACCGAGUGGCAUCGCAACCUUCAGCAUCUCUGCGCUCAAGAACAAGAGAUCAAGCGCUUCCGCAUUGCACAAGCAAAUGGAUGGUUUACGGUGGAUGAGAAAAAGCUUCGAGCAGCCCAGGAGAUGAAGAUGCAAAACUGUGAGAAGCUCCGGGACUGGUAUCGAUAGAUUUUUGCUGUGAACACAGCUGCAUGAAAUUGACAUCAUCGACUCUGCGUAUGAUGUCUGUAUUGUGAUUCGAUAAAACCGGAAUCUAGUCCCACUGUGCCCCUCUUCCUCACACAAAGCCCAGCAAUUGUGUCUGUCUUGACAAAAAAUGCCGAAGACUGCUGCGUGUGUUCCCAACCGGUAUCUAAUCGUCUG